Messenger RNA from Spirodela intermedia, 198 nucleotides. The record is from the annotation of a GenBank genome assembly. Lineage: Eukaryota; Viridiplantae; Streptophyta; Magnoliopsida; Alismatales; Araceae.
AUGGCGGUGCCGACGGCCUGGCUGAGGAGCAUCGACCGCGGGGAUGUGAGGGUGAGAUAGCCCGUCUUGAAGUCGUGCAUCAGAUCGGCGGCCAUGUAGACGACGGACUUAAUCAGCCCACAGCCGAUGAGCCCGGCGACCACGCCGUUGUUCUCUCCCGCGACGGCGGCGAGGAUAAACAGGGCGGCCUUCCCAUAG